UCAGGCUCAGGUACGCUUUCACAUCAGGAUAGGCUCCACAAGUGGUGGUCAUUCCUUCGAUUCAUGUUCCGAGCCUCCUGGUAUCGCAAUCUGUUCUAGCGUAUUUCGUUAGUGCUCGUCUUGCAAUGUUAACGCCAGAAGUAUUCUCCCGACUUCCUCCCCGAUUUUGUAACAUUUUAUUCGAUCCUGUUGCGACGUGUUGUGCCUUGCGCGCGCUGUGGCGCUGGCCGCUGACGAGACACGAGACCCACCACACACCACGAGACGCUUCACGCUUCUACCAGUCUUGGUUUUUGUGCGUAGCAAGCAUGUAGGUAGCAGACGUAGGUUUUCUCGAAUGCGUCAUGGCGAGCUUCACAUGUCGAACCGAGCCUCUGGUGUCCUGCCCGUUCAAUCCAGCACAUCAAGUGAAAAGUAACAGACUCAGCAUUCAUAUCGCCAAAUGCAGAAAGCAACAUCCCCAACACGACGUAAAGAUGUGCCCAUAUGCAGCAGAUCACAUAGUGCAUGCCUUCGAGUUUGCUCACCAUGUAUUUACUUGCCCCAAGAGGAACACCGUAGAAAAAUAUCUCAUUGAAACACAACUGACGGGCGCUUCACCAUCAAAGAAUGAGGAUAUGGAAUUUGACGAGGACUGGGAUGCAGAUGGGUCAACUCAGGCAUACAAGUUGCCAAGUGUUGCACCAAUGUUUCGCAACGUUCAGGGAAUGACCCCAGCUCAACGUAGGACCUAUUAUGCUUCACUUUUCCACAGUGAGGAUAUCACCCUUCCGGUACCUAGCCAGCCAGAAAGUGAGCAGAAGGUCCUGCAGGCACAGCCCGGCUCACUGCCCUCUGAUUUCUCAAAGAGCAUUGGGAAGGACCAAGUGCCUGACGUGAAGGGGAAACUUCUAGCAAUGGGAAGAGGUCGUAAAAAGGCUGACGCUUAGACUUUCUUAGCUUCAUUUGUGCAUUAUCAUAGAUUGUAUUCCAACACUUUAAUGGGGAAGCCAUAAAUACUUGGCCUCACUUCCUUCAUUUUCCUUUUCAGUGUAAAAGGUUAUCCUUUCAUGUUUGUGUUGUAUAAGCUAACUACGUUGAGUAUUUUUCUUGUAAGGACUACUGUCAAGGAACACAUUUCACACCAGUUUGUUUUGGCAAAGGAUGUCACAACAUUAUUGUGUUUUUUGUACCUUGUUAAAUAUAUCGGAAUGUGAUGCCACAAAGUUUUUCUGUCUGGGUUUACAUUUGUGAACAAGCAAAGUUUGGAGGCACUGUGCUGGAUGAACACAUCUUUCUUUCUCUGUCAUAACUGUUGCCAGUGCAUUACAUGAAUCAAUACUGAGUUAGACUUGCCAAAGAGUAAUAUUCUUCUUUAACAUAGUGAAAGUUAAUUUCAAAUUUUGUAAUGGAUCUUCCCAAUUGAGCUAGAAAAUAAUUGUUAUCACUUCAAUGGAUGAGCGAAUUUCUUCAUCGGAACGGCCCCCUGCUAGCUAUCGGGAAGCGAUGGAAUAAGACUAUCCAUCUCUCAAUAGCUCCUAGGGUGUCACUCCAAUGGAGAAAUGUGACACCUUGGUGUUCCGUAAACUUUUGUUCCAAGUUGUACCUUCCACGAUGCUGUUGUAGUGAUGUCGUGCGACAGAUUUAUUCACCCACAAUGUAAACCUCCACCUGCCCUGCAGUAUGUGUUGAAGAACUUUUAGACAAUCCUGGUGGCAUAACAUAAUUUGCAAUACAUGCUUUGAGCGUGUUGUAUUCUCUCUCUGAAUGAACUAGAAAAUCAUGAAAGGAGGAUUGUU
This is a messenger RNA of Ornithodoros turicata, 1778 nucleotides long. RefSeq names its product gametocyte-specific factor 1 homolog. The record is from RefSeq and is a predicted model, not a curated record. NCBI's taxonomy places the organism in Eukaryota, Metazoa, Arthropoda, Arachnida, Ixodida, Argasidae. The transcript has 8 exons. The coding region runs from base 345 to 929 and encodes 194 amino acids.